Messenger RNA from Lonchura striata (white-rumped munia), 1605 nucleotides. The record is from RefSeq and is a predicted model, not a curated record. NCBI's taxonomy places the organism in Eukaryota, Metazoa, Chordata, Aves, Passeriformes, Estrildidae.
AUGGCGGCGGCGGCGACGGCGACGGCUCAGCGCCGCCGGGACAUGGCUCCUGGGGACGGCAACGUCACCUCCUGGUCACCUCCGUGCCGCCAGGGACGCCCCGGGCUCUCGACGGUGCCCCCGUCCCCGCCCGCGGCCCCCGAGCCCCACAGGGAGGAACCCCCGGUGUCACCCCCGGUGCCGUCCCCGGUUCUGUCCCCGGUGCCGUCCCCGGUGCUGCGGAGCUGCUGCGUCCCCGUGGUGCCGCCGCUGUCCCCGCUGCAGGCCUGGGUGGGGUCCCUGCGUCACCCCGAGGACGCCCUGAGGGGUCUGGCUGACCUGCACCCCGACGUCUUCGGCGUCAGCCCCCGGCUGGACAUCCUGCACACGGUGGCCACGUGGCAGAGGAACUACAAGAGAAUCAGCCACGCGCGGGUGCGCAGCCGGGCCGAGGUGCGGGGCGGGGGCCGCAAGCCCUGGCGGCAGAAGGGCUCCGGGCGUGCCCGGCACGGCUCGGCACGGUCCCCGCUCUGGAGGGGCGGUGAGUGACACCCGGGACACCGGGAUGGGGACACCGGGAUGGGGACACCGGGAUACAUGGUGCCCAUGCGGGUGCGGGUGCUGGGGCUGAAGGUGGCCCUGAGCGUGAAGCUGAUGCAGGACGAGCUGCACCUGGUGGACACCCUGGAGAUGCCCAGCAGCGACCCCCGGUACCUGCUGGAGCUGGCCCGGGCCCGGCGCUGGGGACGCUCCGUGCUGGUGGUGGACAGCGAUGAAUUCCCGGAGAACAUCAGCGCCGCCGCCGAGGGGCUCAAAUCCAUCACCCUCAUCCCCGCCCUGGGGCUGAACGUGCACAGCCUGCUGAAGCACCAGACGCUGGUGCUGACCCUGGGCGCCGUCGCCUUCCUGGAGCAGCGGCUGCUGUGGCACGACUCCCGUUACUCGGCGCUGGUGCCCUUCUCCCUGCCCCACCGGGACCUCCCGUGGGCCUGAGCCCCCCGGGUGGGAUCUGUCACCCUUGGGUGGGAAUUGUCACCCUUGGGUGGGAUCUGUCACCCCCAGGUGGGAUCUGUCACCCUCGGGUGGGAUUUGUCCCCUCCAUGGGUGGGAUCUGUCACCCCUGGGUGGGAAUUGUCACCCUCGGGUGGGAAUUGUCACCCUCGGGUCAAAUUUGUCACCCCCGGGUGGGAUUUGUCCCCUCCAUGGGUGGGAUUUGUCACUCCUGGGUGGAAAUUGUCACCCUCGGGUGGGAUCUGUCACCCCCGGGUGGAAAUUGUCACCCCCAGGUGGGAUCUGUCACCCCCGGGUGGGAUCUGUCACCCCCGGGUGCGAAUUGUCACCCCCGGGUGGGAUCUGUCACCCUCGAGUGGGAUUUGUCACCCUCGAGUGGGAUUUGUCCCCUCCAUGGGUGGGAUUUGUCACUCCUGGGUGGAAAUUGUCACCCUCGGGUGGGAUCUGCCACCCCAGGGUGGGAUUUGCCCCCACCCGGGUGGGAUUUGUCCCCCCAAACUGGAUCCAGCCCCGGUCCCAUCGGGAAUUCAGGAAUUUCGUCAGGAAUUCAGGAAUUUCGUCAGGAAUUCAGGAAUUUCAGCGCUGCUGUGGCCAUUAAAGGGAUUUUUUCACCGA